Molecule: messenger RNA, 2087 nt
Organism: Lagenorhynchus albirostris (white-beaked dolphin)
Lineage: Eukaryota; Metazoa; Chordata; Mammalia; Artiodactyla; Delphinidae
Gene: AVPR1A
Product: arginine vasopressin receptor 1A
Exons: 2
Coding region: 320-1591 (423 amino acids)
Biological process (GO): regulation of systemic arterial blood pressure by vasopressin; positive regulation of vasoconstriction; G protein-coupled receptor signaling pathway
Cellular component (GO): membrane
Molecular function (GO): vasopressin receptor activity; peptide binding
Source: RefSeq, a predicted model, not a curated record
UCUCCAACCACUGAGGCGAGAGGGAACGCGAUCUGGGGAAACAAACUCCGCAUCAAUAAUUUGAGUUUGGAGCCCAGUGCUUUCAGAGAUUCGGAGCGCACCUCCCCAGCUUCGCCCGAGUUGAGACAGGGCAGCGCAGGCAAAGGGGCGGGCAAUUCGACCGAGAGCGGCCGAACUGGCUGGUGGCACACGCUGCGCCGGGAGACACCCGCAAGAGAGCGAGCAGAGCCCGGCUCGCGGUGAGCGCUACAAGGAGGGAGCGCACCGCGCGAGCAGGCGGGAAGGGAGCGGGCCUCCGCCGAGGCCGAGGAGGCGCUGCAUGGACAGCAUGAGCUUCUCCGGGAGCCCCGGCGCGGGGCCCGCAGGGAACUCCAGCCCAUGGUGGCCUCUGGACGCCAGCGGUGCCAACACCAGCUGGGAAGCGGAGGCGCUCGGGAAAGAUGACAGCCCGCUGGCGGACGAGCGCAACGAGGAGCUGGCCAAGCUGGAGGUCGCCGUGCUGGCCGUGAUUUUCGUGGUGGCCGUGCUGGGUAACAGCAGUGUGCUGCUGGCGCUGCACCGCACGCCUCGCAAGAUGUCCCGCAUGCACCUCUUUAUCCGCCACCUCAGCCUGGCCGACCUGGCCGUCGCUCUCUUCCAGGUGCUGCCUCAGCUGUGCUGGGACAUCACCUACCGUUUCCGCGGACCCGACGGGCUCUGCCGCGUGGUGAAGCACCUGCAGGUGUUCGCCAUGUUCGCAUCGGCUUACAUGCUGGUGGUCAUGACCGCCGACCGCUACAUCGCAGUGUGCCAUCCGCUGAAGACGCUGCAGCAGCCGGCGCGCCGCUCGCGCCUCAUGAUCGCUGCCGCCUGGGUGCUGAGCUUCGUGCUGAGCACUCCACAGUACUUCGUCUUCUCCGUGGUCGAAGUGAGCAACGUCACCAAGGCCUACGACUGCUGGGCCAAUUUCAUCCAGCCCUGGGGUCUCCCCGCCUACGUGACCUGGAUGACCGGCAGCAUCUUCGUGGCGCCCGUGGUCAGCCUGGGCACCUGCUACGGCUUCAUCUGCUACCACAUCUGGCGCAACGUCCGCGGAAAGACUGCGGUGCGCCAGGGCAAGGGCGCCCGCGCGGAGGGCGCAGGUGGCGCCUUCCACCAGGAGCUCCUGCUCGCGCCGUGUGUCAGCAGCGUGAAGACAAUUUCCCGCGCCAAGAUCCGCACGGUGAAGAUGACCUUCGUGAUCGUGACGGCUUACAUCGUUUGCUGGGCGCCCUUCUUCAUCAUCCAGAUGUGGUCUGUCUGGGAUAAGAAUUUCCCCUGGGUCGAGUCGGAAAACCCGGCCACCACCAUCACUGCAUUACUGGCUUCCUUGAAUAGUUGCUGCAAUCCCUGGAUAUACAUGUUUUUUAGUGGCCAUCUCCUGCAAGACUGUAUUCAAAGCUUCCCAUGCUGCCAAAACAUGAAACAAAUAUUCAACAAAGAAGAUUCUGACAGUAUGAGCCGAAAACAGACUUCCUUCACUAACAACCGAAGCCCCACAAAUAGGACCGGCGUGUGGAAGGACUCAGCUAAAUCCUCCAAGUCCAUCCAAUUCAUUCCUGUUUCAUCCUGAGCAUGCAGCCUGACUCCUGUAACGGACUUUUCAGCCCACUGACUGAAUCCAGCUAGAAAUUAUUAGAACAAAUAUAAGAUAAAUCAAUCUGUUGAGUACAAGACUGUGUUUCUAGUUGCAUUUUCACAUUGCUACAAGCAAAAGCUAUGAAUUGUUUUAUACGGAAUGUUAAUAAAAACAUGCCACACUAAAAUCUGCAGACCUAACCCAGAAAUAACAGAAGUCAUAUUUCUGAAGGAAAAAGCAUAACCACCUGGCUUUAUAUUUUGCUGUGGGUUUCUUUUCUUUUUAUUUCUGACAUAACUAAGGUUUGGUUGGUUUAGAAGUCGUGUAAUGUAAGGACAUUAUUUCUGAACAAAGUAAGCUCAUCAUCAGCCUUAGGGUUUGAAAGGAAUUAGAAGAGACGUCAGAGAAAUUAUGUUUCCGUCCAGUAAAAUUAAUUUAUGUAUCAGAAAAUGCAGUCUCAAACCGCGGCCUGGAGUGGGAUGGUGCCUUG